Messenger RNA from Jatropha curcas, 1940 nucleotides. Its product is annotated as bZIP transcription factor 29. Gene Ontology annotation, molecular function: DNA-binding transcription factor activity. Lineage: Eukaryota; Viridiplantae; Streptophyta; Magnoliopsida; Malpighiales; Euphorbiaceae. Gene Ontology annotation, biological process: regulation of DNA-templated transcription. The record is from RefSeq and is a predicted model, not a curated record. Gene Ontology annotation, cellular component: nucleus.
GAAGAUAGAGGAGACGAUCGAGGAUUGACAAAAACCGCGUAAUCACGUGGUAUUUACGUGCCGUAAGACAGGGACUAAAAAUCCUCAGCUUAUUACAAGAACUUUGUAAACGCCUAUGUAAUUACCGCCGCAUUGCAAUUCUUUCAUUUCAUCCAAAAAGCUUUGUUGGUUUGAUUGAAUUUUUUUUUUUUUCUUUACACUAACUAGUGAUCGUUACGGCAUUCUCGAGUUCUUAACACCUGCUUUCAUUUCCAUCUAAAAAGAUUUUUUAGGGUUGAGGUUUUUUCAGUUGGUGUGGCUAAAAUGGAGAGCGGUGUUGAAAGUGGUGGUGGUAUGCGAAUACUUCAAUCAUCGUUUAGUGCUUUCGGUGUUUCUCAAAUGGGUGGUUCUUCAAUGCGUCAAUCUUCGCCCAAUAUUGGUUCCGAUAAUGUUAAGAGAAUCGGUGUGCCUCCCUCUCACCCAAAUAAUCCACAAAUAAUGGUUUCUCGAUCGUCAGGGUCGUCGAGUUCGCAGAAUUUGAACCGAGGAUCUUCCCACUCGAGGUCCUUGUCUCAAUCGGCUGUGUUUUCGAUUGAUUGUUUGCCGCCAUUGAGCCCUAUGCCUUCUCAAUCAUCUAGGUCCAAUCAAUCUGACCUAGUUUUGACUGAUAUUCCGAUGGAAGAUAAGGGAGCUGGGGGUUCUCAUGGACUAUCGAUUCCUCCUCCGGUUACAGGAACUAAUGGCCUGCCUCCUCGUAGAGGACAUAGAAGGUCAAUGAGUGACAGUGUCCCGUUAGCAUUUUCUGCAAUGAUUCAAUCUUCGCCUCAGCUGGUACCUAUUGGGAGUAGUAGAGGAGCUUUGGAUCGCUCUUCUUCUGGAAGGGAAAAUUCAGGUAUGGAGAAAUCGAGUGAGUUGGUGAAACGGGAAUCAGAUUGGAGUAGAGAUGGAAAUAGCAAUAUUGAAGGGAAAUCUGAAGGAGAAGUUGUGGAUGAUUUAUUUAGUGCUUACAUGAAUUUGGAUAAUAUGAAUGCAUUAAACUCGUCCGGAACUGAGGAUAAGGAUUUGGAUAGCAGAGUCAGUGGCUCAAAGACAAAUGGAGCUGAAAGCAGUGACAAUGAAGUAGAAAGUAGAGUAAAAGAAGGGCUCAAGAGAAGUGCAAGUGGAGAUAUUGCAAGGGCUACCCGGCAUUAUAGAAGUGUAUCAAUGGAUAGUUAUAUGGAAAGUUUGCAGUUUGAUGAUGAGUCUCUGAAAUUUCCUCCCCUUGGAGCUCAAGGGAGCCAGCAGCCGCCUGGAAAUUCGAUGGAUGGGAAAUUGGCGAAGUUCAACUUGGAAUUUGGAAAUGUUGAUUUCACUGAAGCAGAGAUGAAAAAGAUUAUGGCAAAUGAAAAACUUACUGAGAUAGCAAUGGCUGACCCCAGGCGCGCCAAAAGGAUUUUAGCCAAUCGUCUGUCAGCUGCUCGUUCCAAGGAGCGGAAAAUGCGAUAUAUUUCAGAAUUAGAGCAAAAGGUGCAAACUCUGCAGACAGAAGCAACCACCUUGUCUGCUCAGGUUACAGUUUUACAGCGAGAUUCUGCAUCUCUAACAAGCCAGAACAAUGAAUUGAAAUUCUGUCUUCAGGCAAUGGAACAACAAGCCAAACUUAAAGAUGCUUUAAACGAAGCAUUAGUUGCAGAGGUUCAGCGCCUAAGGCUUGCUGCUGCAGAGCUGAGUGGGAAUCCCCAUCAGCAGCUUCCCAUUAAUCAUCAGAUGUUAAAGUUACAGAUUCAGCAACCUAGUCAGCAGAAACAAAUGCAAGAACAGGCACAGUAACGGCAGCAUGACCAAUUACAGCCUCGACAGUAGAACGGGAGUCAGCUAAUAAAGUGAAGUGAUAAGUUAACCAGUUAAGAUUGGUUGUUUGCUCAUUCCAAUUGCACACAGUCUGAACCUAAUAUGAGAUAAGUAUAAUAUAAAGUCAUAUA